This is a messenger RNA of Kluyveromyces marxianus DMKU3-1042, 1938 nucleotides long. It is a transcript of the gene MKS1, whose product is annotated as Mks1p. The record is from RefSeq and is a predicted model, not a curated record. Gene Ontology annotation, cellular component: cytoplasm. Bases 1 to 1938 code for a protein of 645 amino acids. Gene Ontology annotation, biological process: negative regulation of transcription by RNA polymerase II; regulation of nitrogen utilization; mitochondria-nucleus signaling pathway. The transcript has a single exon. NCBI's taxonomy places the organism in Eukaryota, Fungi, Ascomycota, Saccharomycetes, Saccharomycetales, Saccharomycetaceae.
AUGGGUCCUAAGAUGUACACUAGUGCCGAGAGUGAUCGGUUUCAAAUGCUUCAUUCGAGCAGUAAUGUCGAGCACGAGCGUGAUCACACUUUUUUGAAGGUGACACCCACACUAUUCACACAGGAUAAACUGCCGUUGUUCGACUCGCUGGAUUUGUACACAUCGCUCAUCAAAUGCAGCAAGUUCAUGGAACAAGGAGAACGGCUCCACAACCUCAGUUGGAGAAUCAUCAACAAAUCUCUGUUGAAAGACCAGAACAUUAACAAGUCGAAAAAGCGCGAUGGUGUACGGAACCUAUACAAUGUGAUCAACCCGAUAAAACAAACACAUUCCUUCCUGCAUCUGCAGCAGAAGCCUAAAUCGAUACAAAAUGGCACCGCGUUGAAAACAAACGGCGUCUCAAACCAUAGCACUAAUGAUACUAGUAAUAAUAAUCCUAUUGAUGAUGACCAUAAUAAUCGUACUACUACUACCACUACCACUACUCCUAAUGAUAAAACUAAUAAUAACACUAAUAAUAAUGCUGAUCCUAGUAAUGCACGUCUUAAUGCCCUUAAUAAUUCUCACAGUCAUUCUAGAGCUACUUCUGCUCUCUCACAGAUUUCCAUAUCAAAGAAACUGUUAUCUACAAAGUCUGUGUCUCCAGAACCGGUAAUGAAAAGCAUGGACACUCCUUCAAGAUCACAGUCCACCACCCCACAUUUAAGAAAAGAAGCGGUAAGGAAGAAAAUCACUAUGUCCCCAGAAUUGGUGAUGUCAGCUACAAAUGAUAUUCAUCCUUCUCAUCACGGUUCCAUCCCUAACCACUCUACUAUAUCGGAAUCCAGGCUAGAUGGCCAAUCUCAAACGUCAUUAUUUAGUAGGAAUCCUUCUAGUAAGUCUCUAUUUGCGAAAAACGCACAUUCAGCUAUUGGAACAGGAAACAACUCGAACAACUCCUCUGCAAAAGGUUCAACGGAGAACCUCAAGACAACAAAAGCAGAUCGUACGUUGGGAGAAACAAAGAACACAUCAGCGAACACUACCACUGAUCAUAAAAACAUGUUUUUCAGCAGUGAGGAUGAAGAAUCUGACUGGGAUUCACUCUCUGAUGAUAGCGAUAUAUACGAUGAUGAUGAAGAUAAUGACCAGUACUAUGAAAAUCAAUGGGAGGAGCUAAUGUUCUCGAAAACAAAUACAAAUCAAGCUGCAAACCAUGUAGUCUCCAAGGAAUCGGGAGAAAAGAAAAGUCUAUUGUCAGGUUUGUUUAUGCAAGAAAAGCAAGUCAAAUCCCAAUCAGUGUCUCCUCCAGGGAGUGCAUCUGUUAUCAAGCCUUUGGAAGGGUUACCAGCAGGCGCUUCAAAGAGUAUCAAAAAUUCAACGCAAAAUUCAGAACCUAUUUUGGUAAGAUCGCCGGAUAGCGCUUUGAAAUUCCGCAUUGAUUCGGACCGCAGCAAUUUCUUGUCUCAAAACCACCCAGCAGGUGUUCCAAUCCAAUCACAACCAGUUGCACCUGAAACGUCUGACAUAGUGGCAGUUGGGUCUGUGACUCCUUCGAGUUCGUGGCAAAACAAAGGUUUGCCUAUUCCUCCGGCAUUUGAGCGUUCUAGACGCCUCGGUUCCUUCAGUAGUAUUGUCAGCGAUACUACCAGAGAGCGCUAUUAUCAUGAGUCAAAUGCUCCUCCAGCUGCACAAACUAUAUUGCCAACAGCAUUGUCAACGCAUAUGUUCUUGCCAAAUAACAUUCAUCAACAACGGAUGGCACUACGAGGAGGUCUUAAUAAUUAUUCCCAGAGUUCAGGUACUGGUAGGGAGAGAGAACGAGAAAAAGUGGCUUCAAGACGGCAAUCUAUGGAUAUUCCAUCAAAGAACAGAAAUAAUUCCUUCAUCAAAACUAGAAUGGAAAUAUCAGAGGAGGAGAGCUUUGCAAGAGUUUACGCCCGUGGUGCUAAGAAAUGA